GCCAACACGUCGACAAGGCUGCUGCUUCUAGGAAAUCGUGUGGGUGCGUCGAGACGGGAUUGUUUCACAGGCUUUACAGUUCAAACAUGACCCGAUGAACGUAAUUGGAGCGUGAUGGGAAAGUUUGGAGAGCGCUACAAGACCAAAUCGGAGUGUUUCAAGCUGGACCGUGAACGGCUUGUUUUCCCUAAAGAAAGGUGAGAACUCUCAGGUGAAUCUACAGGACAUACAGAAGACCUAUCCGCCAGUAUGUCUUGUUCUUAGACAUUCUGCAUGCCUACAACUCUCAUAUUUCGCAAAAGUCAACAAAGUCUGAACGUGCAGACUCUAGUCUAAACAAAACACAGGUAAGAGUCUUAUAAACAGCAAGGAGAAGACUUGGGGAAGGAAAGUAGAAAACUAAAGCACAGCUGAACCAAGACUCUUACCACUGACUUGGGUAUAUCCUUGAAAAGCGACGUUAAGUUUUGCUCCAUGGUGAAGAUUCACAUAUUUGUUGUAUAGUUUAAAAGUGAAGGUGACACGUCAUGGUUUGCAGGGGAUAUACUAGCAUGUUGCUACGGCAUGUUGCCUCUGAAUAGCUCAAGGCACUGACUGAUCGCCAGUGUUUGCCAAGAUUAAGUGGAACAUCUCAAAAAGGGGACGAAAGACGGACGCUAAACCUGACCAUGCCGGGGUACAUGUCUGCCUGGAUGCGGGACACUGCGCGGACGUUAUUCCGUACGCGCCGACUGGAUACCAUCCCGGGUAGCGAUACUCCCUUUGGGCCCAGCUCACCGGCUGGGGAGGGCGCACCCGUCGGGCCCAGGGCUACCCGGAUCCGAAGCCUGGUGCGAGCCGGGCUCGGUGGGGAGUACGGGCUCGGACUGGCCGUGUUGACGGGGUAUUUCGCCAUACAGGGGGUGGGCGGUCCUGUUCUUCUCCUGUCCCUGGCCGUGGUAUGCGUCACAAACCUCUUAACAGGUCUGGUUCACACGGAGCUUCGCGCACGCGCACUGCGUGUCCUCCCGGACAGCUCGGAGCUGCCCGACACCUACAGCUGUUGCUACGCAACCAUCGGCGAGUUCGUGGCUUACGUCAUCGGCUGGACCAGCCUGCUACAGUUAAUGACCGGAGGUGCUUGCUGCGCACGCGCGCUCAGUCAGACCAUAGACUACCUGUCCAGUCACGUGAUGAGCGACGAACUGAGCAUGAGCAUUGGAGGACUUCCCCACAUGUCAAGUUACCCAGACUUUUUAGCUUUCAUUUUCGGAGUUUUGGCGUGUCUGGUGUCGUCCCAACUUAAGUCGGAUGUACAGAACUUCUUCCUGGACAUCCUUCAUGUUCUAGCCGGCACUCUGUUGGUGUUUGUCUUCUCCAUUGGAUUGUUCUUCACCCAAAGUGCAAACUGGAAACACUCGGAAAUGACGACAGACGUUAUACGUUUGGUGGCGUCAGGAGCAGCCAUCUUGUCUCCGGGGUUCCUUGGGUUCGAAGAACUGGCUCGGACUGGAGUCGAGCGUAAAGGGACCAAGAAACGGAACGUUUGGGGCGCUCUGGUCAUGACUCCUUUCGCAAUAGUCACCUCGUUUACCAUGGUCACCAUUGUACAAUCACAUCUCUCCCCCCAGUCUCAGGUGGAUCAUUUCGCCCCGCUCCCGAGUGCCUUUGCUGUGGCGGCAGCCAAGUUUGCGACGUACAUAGUCGCGUUAUGGCAGGUGGCAAUAUUGUCGGUCGCAAUCAUAUUCGUCUCUUACCGAAUUCCACAACUUGCAGAGAACAUGGCAAACGACGGCCUCGUCAGUUAUCUGCUGAGAAAACGGGUCGGCACCACGAAACCUGUCGUCGGAAUCCUCCUAUCGGGAAUCUUUGUCGGCCUUUUAUCCCUCGCUUUUCGGCAGGCAGACUUGAUAGAACUUUGCGCCAGCACGUCUCUUGUUGUCCAGACGAUUUCCUGCGCAUGCGUCAUCAUCCUUUGCUACCAAGUGAGCGGGACUGUGGAGGACGAUGGCAGUGGGCUGUCACGUGACACUGGCAACGAUGACGCAGUUCGUGUACGUCAUCACUCGGAAAGAUCAGCAGGAAUCUUAGAAGUCGAAGAGCUGACGUCAGCAGGACAUGUAACCUACACGGGGACUACCACAUCCGGGACCUUGUCGGACUCAAGUGCAGAGAGCUCUGGGGACGAGAAUGAGGAGGAGGAGGACGAAGAUGAAGAAGUGGACAUCUACGCCAUCAUGGAGGCUUAUCGACGGCGUGCGAGCAACAUGGCCAGCAAGGGACCCGCACAGGCCACGCCUCUGUACAAGCGGAUGCGGAAAUACGUCGUGCCCACAAGGAUGACGGGAUACAUCGCCACGUCCAUGGUUCUGUUGUCAGUUGUCAGCUUAGUUGCCCUAGCAACGGUGUGCGUCAGGAACCCCGACCAAGUGUUCUAUCAGGUGUGGGGUAUCCUGGUGCUGAUCGGCCUGACCACCACCGUGCUGGGGGCGGUGGGGGUGCUGCUGUACCUGCCCCAGGGGCGGGGGGGACUGGUGCUCCGCGCGCCCGUCAUGCCCUGGCUGGCCGUGCUGGCCAUGGUGGGGACGUGCGCCAUGAUGGCGGGCCUGGCCGACAAGACAUGGGUACUGUACGGAGGCUGGAUGGCUAUAGGGAUUCUGAACUACCUGUUCUACGGCGUCUGCCACUCCACCCAGCGGUUCUCAAAGGGAUAUCACCCGCACGAGACCGAGGCCAUCCUCCUGAAGCCCAUCUCCACGCAUGCGCUCUUUAACGAGCAGGUGAUCCCCAGUCACGUGGGAAAGCGUCACAAGCAUCACAAGUGUCUGACGUUUGCUGUGUAAGGCUUUGAGAGGCUCCUGAAUUAAGAUAAUGUACAUCUUUCAGCUUCUCAUGACAACGGUAACCAUUAUAAGUAGCGAGUGAAACCACGGCUUUAUAUAUGCUGCUGAAGCUUUAAAAAUCACUCUUUAUGUACGUCACUAAAUUUUGAGAUGUGUCAAAACCUGAAAAUUUAGAACUGGGAAAGCUAAAGAUAGUGAGAAGUAUAACAGAACGGUGAACUGGCUAGCGUUAGGGCCAAAAGGGUAAAUUUCGUUUCAAGAUAGGUACUUUAACGUGGGUGUACCAUGUGCAAUAUUAUCAGUAAAUGUGAAUUUUGAAUUCUCAAAGUUAUCUCCUAAAUGUCUUAGAUCUGAGACAAGUGAUUUAACUAGGUAGGUCGCAUUAUGUGGAAAGUAACAUGAUAGCUAUUUCUAGUUCAACUUCUAAUAGAUGGAAUUUGAGAUUAUAGGAUGAGAUUUGUAUAGAUAUAGAUAUAUGAAUAUAUACAUAGAUACGUCGAUGUAAGAUAGACAUCCAGGUAAUACGAUAC
Molecule: messenger RNA, 3352 nt
Organism: Branchiostoma floridae (Florida lancelet)
Lineage: Eukaryota; Metazoa; Chordata; Leptocardii; Amphioxiformes; Branchiostomatidae
Product: cationic amino acid transporter 3-like
Exons: 5
Coding region: 669-2822 (717 amino acids)
Biological process (GO): amino acid transport
Cellular component (GO): plasma membrane
Molecular function (GO): amino acid transmembrane transporter activity
Source: RefSeq, a predicted model, not a curated record